This is a messenger RNA of Pieris napi, 1407 nucleotides long. Its product is annotated as probable mitochondrial glutathione transporter SLC25A40. The record is from RefSeq and is a predicted model, not a curated record. Gene Ontology annotation, biological process: mitochondrial transmembrane transport. The coding region runs from base 227 to 1294 and encodes 355 amino acids. Lineage: Eukaryota; Metazoa; Arthropoda; Insecta; Lepidoptera; Pieridae. The transcript has 10 exons.
UAGUUGGUCUUGAGCUGUGCUCAGUGCUUGACUAUAACAGAAUGUCAAUUUUGAUUUUGUCAAAAAGUUGUCAAUCAUAAAAAUUAAAAACAAUAUUGGGUAGUAUUAAAGUUAAACAGUGAUAGAAUGGAAAUUUCUUACAAUUUUGAACUAAUUAUAGCAGAGGGCUUGGAUUAAUUUUUUAUGGAAGUAACAUCUUGCUUAGUAACUUUGCUCAUAUAUAAAAAUGAUUCGCGAAGACGAUCCUCAAUUUCGGAUAACACCUGUCCAACAAAUGGCAUCGGCAUGUUCCGGUGCCCUGAUAACCUCGCUAUUUAUGACACCAUUAGAUGUAGUGAAAAUAAGAUUACAAGCUCAACAGAAAGCACUGCUUUCUAACAAAUGUUAUUUAUAUUGUAAUGGACUUAUGGAACAUUUAUGUCCUUGUGGUGAAGCAGCAUGGAUACCACGACGUGUUCAUUUUCACGGAACAAUGGAUGCUUUCUACAAAAUAUCAAAAAUAGAAGGUGUUACUGCAUUAUGGUCUGGCUUGAGUCCUACUCUAGCUUUAGCUCUUCCUUGUACUGUUAUCUAUUUUGUGUCAUAUGAACAGCUAAGAUACAAAAUGAAAACAACAUACAAUACGAUAACUGGAAACAUGGGCCAACCAAUGUGGAUACCAUUAAUUGCCGGUGCGACUGCUAGAAUGACUGCUGUAACACUUGUUAGCCCAGUAGAACUUAUUAGGACCAAAAUGCAAUCUCAGAAAUUGACUUAUUCAGAGAUAUCUAUAGCUUUACAACAAGUUUUAAAAUAUGAAGGAUUUAAAGGACUGUUUCGAGGACUUAGCUCAACACUCUUGAGAGAUGUGCCAUUUUCAGGAAUUUAUUGGACAACAUAUGAAAAAACAAAGAGAAUUUUUGAUAAACCUGACUCAGAAAAAAAUACAUUUCUAUUUAAUUUUUUCUGUGGUUCAGUUGCUGGAAGUGUGGCAGCUUUUGUAACUCUACCAUUUGAUGUAAUUAAAACACACCAGCAAAUUGAAUUAGGUGAAAAAGAAAUCUAUACUGAUGGAAAAACACGACAAAGAGCAUCAAACAUGAAUGAUAUAGCCAAGACUAUUUAUAGGAAUCAUGGUAUCAAAGGUUUAUUUACUGGUUUCCUACCUCGUAUAUUCAAAGUAGCACCAGCUUGUGCUAUUAUGAUUGCAACAUUUGAAUAUGGAAAACAAUUCUUCCAGAAGUACAACUCCCAGCAAUAUAAGGAAAUGAUGCAACGACAAGGUGUAGAUCUUACAAUUAUUAAAAGUGAAUAGUCUUCAAAACAUGAGUUAAGCUUAAAGCUUAUGUGGUAUUUAGACACCACAAGGAUAUAAUAAUAGUGAGUCAAAGUUCAGGUGGAAAUGAUUACUCUUAGCAAAUGGACAUC